Messenger RNA from Brassica rapa (field mustard), 3256 nucleotides. RefSeq names its product zinc finger CCCH domain-containing protein 55. Gene Ontology annotation, molecular function: RNA binding. The record is from RefSeq and is a predicted model, not a curated record. NCBI's taxonomy places the organism in Eukaryota, Viridiplantae, Streptophyta, Magnoliopsida, Brassicales, Brassicaceae.
AUCCCAUUAGAGUUGCUUAAUGAUUAUUUUAAUAUAUAAUUGUUGAUAAGCACUUUAGAUAAGAAACACCCAAAUUUUGUGCCUCAAUGCUAGUUGCUUACCUAAAGGUUCUUAAAAAAAUUACUUUGGGUUAAAGUUGCACAAUUGAAAGAUUAGGGGUCAAUUAGAGAGGUCUGUUCUGCAAAUCUGAUAGUUUUGGGAUCAAAAAAUAAUUAUCCAAAGACAAAGGACCAGACUUGAAAAUAAGCCAAGAAUGGCCAUUGGAGCUCACAAGCUUUCUCUCCCGGAUCUGGAGCACGAUGGUGGAGGAUCCGGCGAUGGAAAAGCUUGAUUCCAUGGCGUCGGAGAGUUGAGACGGGUUACCUGGAUCGAAGGAUAGGAGACGAGCUGCAGAGGGCCGACGAAAUGAACAUCUUCAUGACGUCUCUGUAGCAGCGGAACAUGUCGGAGAAGGAGUUCUUGACCUUGGGCUGGAUUUUGUACCGAUCGAACCAGGCGAUCAAGCCAAUUCGACGAAGACGAGAGGGAGAGGAUCGAGCCAAUUCGACUAAGAUCCAACACGUGUCCCACAAGCACCGGUUCUUCUACCUCCUUUUUAAGCACCGCUUUUUCACAUUAAUCCCAUUUUUCUUUUUUUUAAAUAUUUAUUAAGCUAAGCAUUCCCCUUAAGCACCCUGGUUGAAGAUGGUCUAAUACUACUCGAGAUUGAAUCAUGGCAUACCUUUAUAAGCUUUCAUGAUGUCAAAUUAUUUGAAAUUAUUUUUAUCACUUAAGAAUUAAGAUACUACUAUAUCAUAUUUUGGUUUGUAUACACUUUCACAAUAGGUAAUACUCUGAUGGUCCAUGUCUUUGAUGGUGAUCAUCAUUGUUUUAUCCGCUUAAAUUCAAUCAUUCUACUUGAACAUUGCUUUAUAUUUCUUUUGCAAAAAAAAAAAAAAAACAUUUGUAUUACCAUAACAUUGUUAUUGUGGUUCACUAAGAUUUAAUAUUUUAUUGCGAACGUUGGACCAUAACUUGGUGAAUUUAGAGAUGAAAAUAAAUGUUUUAAAAAUUAUAUAUUCUAUUCAUUCCAAAAAGAUAUAUGUUCUAGAAAUUUUCUUUUCCAAAAAAUAAUGUUUCACAUUUCAAUGCAUUAGUAUGGUAAAUUGUAAAUUUCAAAAAGUAUAAUUAUGUUUCUUGAAAUUUCUAAAUUGUGGAGAAUAGUUAGUUACGAAAAAUAAUGUGUUGAGAACUAAAAUUUUAUUUAUUUUUAAAUAGGUGUAAAAAAAAUUUAAAACAUACAAUUUUUUGAGAUAGAGAGAGUACCAUUUAAACUAUAAAUAGGAAAACAAAAGAAACUAAAAUUACUUUUGAAAACACUAGGAAAACUACUUUAUCCAAGAAAAGGGGAAAAGGGUUUGAUUCCUAAUUCCUAUUAUGCUACUCCCUAAUUUGCAAUUUAACACUAAUCCACCAAAAAAACAGGCAAAAAUAUAGUUAUAUAAUCUUUUUUCAUUACAAUCCCGCUCGUUACCAUUCUCCGAGGCAAAAAGCUAAGUGUCUCUUUUUUUCAUCAUCUUCCAAGAGAAACCAAACUCAAAACUUUUUUGUCCGGCCAUGGAUCCCGACGAUCCCACUUCAAUAAUCCUCAAAAAGAUCAGAACUUUAGAACCCGACAACGCCCCCAAACUCAUUGGCUACUUUCUAUUGCAAGACAUGGAACAAACUGAUUUGAUUCGUCUCGCUUUUGGUCCCGACACUCUCUUACACACUUUCUGUUGUCAAGCCAAAUCUCAUUUGGGUCUUUCCUCAAAACCCAUUAGUAUCCACCAGACACUGUCUCAGUCUUCUCCAAGUAAUGGGUUCUCAACAAACCCUAACCCUAACUUCGAUUCUAGACCAUUUCUUGAGGAUCCGUUUGCUAACUUGCAUAAGAGGAGUUUCUCUCCAAACGAGGCUUGUCUUGAACCAGAGGAACCAGGAUUUGGAGCCGGUUAUCGGUUUUCACAGACCGGUUUAGUUGAUGGGUUCGGUUCAUCUAGUGGUGAGAGCGGUUACGUGUGCUUACAGAGAGAGGAGAUGAUGAGGAUGAAGUUAGCUCAGCAACAGAGAGUGGCUCAGCUCAUGGCGCUAAGACAAGGAGAAGAAAGUGGUUACUGUUACAGUCCAAGCAGGCAUGGAAGAGAUGAUUUUGUUUCUAGACAGAUCUACUUGACAUUUCCAUCUGAAAGCUCCUUUACAGAUGCAGACGUCUCCUCUUAUUUCAGUGACUUUGGAGCUGUGGAAGAUGUGAGGAUACCAUAUCAGCAGCAAAGGAUGUAUGGGUUUGUUACUUUCUCUAAUGCUGAAACUGUGAGAACCAUAUUGGCUCGUGGGAAUCCUCAUUUCAUCUGUGAGUCUCGUGUGCUUGUUAAACCGUACAAGGAGAAAGGAAAGAUUCUUCAAAACAAGUGGCAACAGCAGCAACUUCAGCAGCUGAUGGAGAGAGGGAGCUAUUCUCCAUCUUCAAGUCCUUCUGAAAUGGAUCUCUAUGAAUGUCACUUGGGUCCAAGGAUGUUUUCAAGGAACACACAAGAGAUGAUGAGAAGGAAAGCUGAUGUACAACGUGCCAUUGAAGUAGAACUCCAAAGAAGAAGGUUCUUGGCUCUGCAAUUGCCUGGGAGGGAGAAUGAGUCUGUUCAUCAUCUCCAGCGUAGUCUUUCUAUGGGCUCUCCUUCUCAUCUCCCACCUCGGUUCAACCAUAGUCUUCUCUUUCAACCAGAAAGCAGCAUGGAAGAAACCACAGAAGGUGAUAGUGAUAGAGGUGAAAGCCAUCUUCAUCUAGUACCAAACAACAACAAAGAAUGCAGAUACAGUAACGAGUUCCACAACAGGCAAGAGACGAGUCCGGAGAAAACUCUUCCUGAUAGCUUGUUUGGUUUCCCUAUUAAGUCUGAAGAAACACUCCAAACUGAGUCUGAUACCAAAGCAGAGGAAUGGGCUAGAAAGAAACAAGUGUAUUGAUUGAAAGAGACGUAAAGACUGAUAAAAGAUGGAAGUAGAAGAGAAAUUGUGUGUAUAUACAAAAGCUUUAGGAUAUUAUCAACAAAAAGCUAUUAGGACUAACCUCAGACAACAUAUGGAGGAUGAUCAGAUCAACACAACAAAUGGAGGAUGAUCAGAUUUUCUUUUUAUGGGCAAAAGCUGCAUCUGUUACUUUUUACCAUGAUUGUAUAAAAUGCAUGUGUGCUUUCUUGGAACUCACUUUCAAAAAAGGGUCAGUGUCACAAUUCACAAA